Molecule: messenger RNA, 2616 nt
Organism: Eurytemora carolleeae
Lineage: Eukaryota; Metazoa; Arthropoda; Copepoda; Calanoida; Temoridae
Gene: tos
Product: exonuclease 1
Exons: 5
Coding region: 156-2408 (750 amino acids)
Biological process (GO): DNA recombination; mismatch repair
Cellular component (GO): nucleus
Molecular function (GO): 5'-3' DNA exonuclease activity; DNA binding; 5'-flap endonuclease activity
Source: RefSeq, a predicted model, not a curated record
UAACGUAAUUUAAAAUUACUUAUUUCAGAGUUUUAAGACAAUGUUUCACUUUUAAACGAAAUAUUCUCGAACAAUAAGAGAAGUAUCGGACAGUCCUGAAGUAUUAUUCAACUAUUUCUAGAAUCAAACUAAAGAGGGUUUAACAAGUUACUAAAAUGGGCAUCUCAGGACUAAUUCCCUUCCUGAAAAAUGCUACCCGUGACGUGCAUAUUCGAGAGUUUAAAGGUUGUACUGCUGCCAUUGAUGUAUACUGCUUCCUUCACAAAGGAUCCUUUGGUUGUGCGGACAAAUUGGCUCAGGGGAUACCAACAGAUUUCUACAUAACCUAUGUUAUGAAGUAUGUUAACCUACUUUUAGCUCACAACAUCAAACCAAUAUUAGUUUUCGACGGUCGGAACCUGCCAAGCAAAUCAGAGACUGAAAAGAAACGACGACAAAACCGAAAAGAUAACAAAGAAAAGGCGGUGCAACUGCUCAGCGAGGGCAAGAUGGCCGAGGCCCGGGAAUAUUUUCAGCGCUGUGUUGAUGUUACUCCAGCCAUGGCCAGAGAAGUUAUUCAGGCAUGUAGAACUAGGAAUGUGGACUGUAUUGUGGCUCCCUAUGAGGCAGAUGCACAGUUGGCAUUUUUGAACAAGACAAUAGCUGACAUUGUUAUAACAGAGGAUAGUGAUUUGACACUCUUUGGUUGUGAUAAAAUAAUCUUUAAACUGAAAGACUCGGGAGAGGGUCUGUUGUACGAAAAAAGACUUCUCAAUCAAGUAUUUGGGAAUCAGGCAGAUAGUUUUAACUUUGAUAAGUUCAGACAUAUGUGCAUUCUUUCAGGAUGUGACUACCUUUCUAGCCUGUCUGGGAUAGGACUAAAGAAAUCUCAGCUGUUUUGGAGCAAAGUUUCAAAUCCAAAUCUAAAAGUAGUUUUACCAAAACUGCCGGUAUAUUUAAAGAAGCCAACUUUGACGGUUUCCCAGGAUUAUAUUAAUGGAUUUAUUCAGGCGAACAAUACAUUCCUUUAUCAACUAGUUUAUGAUCCUAUCACAAGGAAAGAAAGGCCUCUAACUGAGUAUGGCAGUGGAGUUGAUGCAGCGGAACUGGACUAUUGUGGACAGUAUUCUGAUCCUAAUACAGCUUAUCAAUUAGCGCUGGGUAACGUUGACCUUCACACAAAGCAGCAGAUGACCUGGUUUGACCCUGAUCAUGUGACCUCUACCUCCAACUCUAAGUAUGGAAGUAAAGCCAAGCAUAAAUCCAUGUGGAGCAAGGGGUUUACUAAGUCCUCCAUUUCCCCUUUUUCUGACAACCGGGAGAUUCACAAACCAAGAGAGAUUGUUGUCCGAACAAACUUCAAGUUCAAAUCUCCAAGAAAAUCCAUCAAGUCUGAAAAUUGUGAAAUUCGGGGGGAAAAGAGGAAGUUGGAAACUUACACGCAGCUGGAGGUGGAACAGAUCAUUUUUAGCGAGGAUGAGGAUAAAGAAAAGAUGCCCCUGAAGAAGGUGAAGAGCUCAAUGUGUGCCCUGAGCAACGAGGAAAGGGAGGAGGAGUUGAGUCCCAGCAAACCCUACACCCGAAUACUGGGGGACAAUAAACUAGAUAUUAAAAACAAUCUCAGUUCCUAUUUCAACGGAAAGGAACCGACCAAGCAGGAAGUUAAAGAACUACUUCUCAUCAAAGAAAAGCGAAGUUUAACUGAUCCUAAAAAUGCUGGCUCCUGGUUCGAUUCUCUCAACAAGUCGUCAACGUUAGAGGGUAAAUUUAUCUACAGAACAGAUGAUAAGGAUGACAAACCUGACAAAGAGCACGGAGUACUGGCAGACAUUUCCAAUUCCCCGCCAUUUUCAACACCAAGCAUUGGCGCCAUUUCUCCUAAUUCCAAACCCAACCUCGGCGCCAUUUCUCCAACUUCCAAACCAAAUCUGAGUGCUCUUCAAGCAUUUCAAAGGGAUAAAUCAAGAAACCCUUUUGCUGUAAAGAAACCUAUAUUUAAAGAUUCUGAAAAGGAACCUGAAGGCAACCCUUGUCCGAUAUCUGAACCAAUAGGACGCGAGGACGCCCCAGGAAUUGAUAGAGAGGACUUACAGGACAAUGAAGAAACAAGUUUGAGUGAACCUAUGCAGCAGUUGCUAGAGCUUAGUAAACGAGAGACAGAGCCUUCAGUUCUAGUUCGGAAAUCCUGCUUUCUUACCUCCAGUUCUGCUAGAGUGGGACUGUCCCGCCCAUCUGGGCCAGUCAAGGCAGGGCUAACCCGCCCCUCCAUUUUUAAACAAGGAACUCAAACUACAGUUAUUCCCACAGGAUCAGGAGUUCGCCCAUCAGGACUUCACAAGAAAGGGUUGAAAGGUGUGUUACCUAAACCUGCAAACCAGCCAACUUUAUUUCAAAUGUUUGCUAAAGCCAGCAAGAAAGCCGAGAUAUAAGACUGAUUAAAAACUAUUCCGUAGAUAUUAAAUAUUUUAUUCUGUACUCCGUAAGUCCGUAUGUAGCAAGAUUGUUUUGAGGAUUCACUAAAAGAAACUUUUAUUUAAAUGUACUUUAAGCGUGCAUAAUUGUUUGGAAAAUAAUUGACUAAAUGCCAGUGAAUUUCGUCCUAAAAUAAUAAUUUUUGCAUUCGGGCCCUUCAUAAAG